UGCUUUGCUGUUCUCUUCAUCAAUUCCAUCCUCACCUGCAAAUCAAAUCACUUUUUUUUUUUUAAUUAAUUAAUUAAUAUUAUUAUUAUUAUAAUAGGCUGCAGUGCUCAGCAUUUUCAUUUUCGAUUCCUCGUCGUCUCCGACCGCUUCAUCGGACGGCAAUCCAACUUUCAUUUGCUUGCUGCUCCGACACAGAGGUAGAUGGGCACUCCAGUUAACAUUAUUGUCGGAUCCCACGUAUGGGCUGAGGAUCCUCAAAUUGCCUGGAUCGAUGGACAAGUCUUGCAGAUCAAAGGAACAGAUGCAACCAUUCUUACUUCAACAGGGAACACUAUAGUUGCAGCUAUUGCAAGCAUUUAUCCGAAAGACACCGAAGCGCCGCCGGCCGGUGUCGACGACAUGACCAAGUUAGCCUAUCUGCACGAGCCCGGUGUCUUGUACAACCUCGCCUCUCGGUUCGCUCUCAACGAAAUAUACACUUACACCGGGAACAUUUUGAUCGCCGUGAACCCUUUCCGGCGGCUGCCGCAUCUCUACGAUAUCCAUAUGAUGCAGCAGUACAAAGGGGCUGCAUUUGGGGAGCUAAGUCCUCAUCUUUUUGCCAUUGCAGAUACAUGUUACAGGGCGAUCAUCAAUGAGCACGGCAGCCAGUCGAUCCUGGUGAGCGGAGAGAGCGGCGCAGGAAAGACGGAGACGACGAAAAUGUUGAUGAGAUAUCUUGCAUUCAUGGGAGGAAGAUCAGGCACAGAAGGAAGAACAGUUGAACAACAGGUUUUGGAAUCCAAUCCAGUUCUUGAAGCGUUUGGCAAUGCUAAGACAGUGAAGAACAACAAUUCGAGUCGUUUCGGCAAAUUUGUAGAGAUUCACUUCGACAAACAGGGGAAGAUCUCGGGAGCUGCAGUUCGAACUUAUCUACUAGAAAGAUCGCGCGUUUGCCAAGUCUCGGAUCCGGAAAGGAACUACCACUGCUUCUACAUGCUCUGCGCCGCGCCGCCGGAGGAAGUGAAAAAGCUCAAACUAGGAGAUCCAAGAACAUUUCACUACCUCAAUCAAAGUAGCUGCUACGAUGUCUCGAACGUAGAUGAUGCAAGAGAGUACCUCGAAACGAGAAACGCUAUGGACAUUGUCGGGAUUAGCCAGGACGAGCAGGAGGCGAUAUUUCGAGUAGUAGCCGCUAUACUUCAUUUGGGCAACAUCGAAUUCGUCAAGGGGAGCGAAGUCGACUCUUCGAAGCUCAAAGACGACAAGGCGCGGUAUCAUCUUCAGACAGCAGCGGAGCUGCUUAUGUGCAACGAGAAGGGGCUCGUCGACUCUCUCUGCCAGCGUGUGAUUGUAACUCCCGACGGCAGCAUAACGAAACCACUCGAUCCCGGCGCAGCUGUCACGAGCAGGGAUGCGUUGGCGAAGACAAUCUACUCCCGACUAUUCGAUUGGAUCGUCGACAAGAUCAACAGCUCGAUCGGUCAAGAUCCUAAUGCAAAAAGCAUUAUCGGCGUGCUCGACAUAUACGGGUUCGAGAGCUUCAAAAUCAACAGUUUCGAGCAGCUCUGCAUCAACCUAACGAACGAGAAGCUGCAGCAGCAUUUCAACCAGCACGUAUUCAAGAUGGAACAAGAAGAGUACACUAAAGAGGAGAUCAACUGGAGCUAUGUUGAAUUUGUCGACAAUCAAGACGUCUUGGAUCUUAUCGAAAAGAAACCAGGAGGAAUAAUCGCCCUUCUCGACGAAGCCUGUAUGUUCCCGAAAUCAACACACGAAACGUUUGCGCAAAAGAUGUACCAAACUUACAAAGGCCACAAGCGCUUCAGCAAGCCAAAGCUCGCGCGAACUGACUUCACGAUAAACCAUUACGCCGGCGAUGUUACAUAUCAAGCUGAUUACUUCCUCGACAAGAACAAGGACUAUGUUGUCGCAGAGCAUCAAGCUCUCUUGACUGAAUCGAAUUGCUCGUUCGUCGCGAGUCUCUUCCCUCCGUUGCCGGAGGAAACAUCAAAGCAGUCCAAGUUUUCUUCGAUAGGCAACCGAUUCAAGCAACAACUACAAUCUUUGAUGGAAACCUUGAGCACAACAGAGCCACAUUAUAUUCGAUGUGUCAAGCCCAACACGGUCCUAAAGCCGGGGAUCUUCGAGAAUUUCAACGUCUUGAACCAGCUAAGAUGCGGCGGUGUGUUAGAGGCUAUAAGAAUAAGCUGUGCUGGAUACCCGACGAAAAGAACAUUUGACGAGUUCAUAGACAGGUUUGGAAUGCUGGCGCCGGAUGUAGUCGAAGGGUAUGUAACAUCACAUUCUUGUCUCAUUUUCGCCUCAUCGAUCACUCCAUUUAAGGCCUACUGCUUUCUUCAUUACAGAUCAGACGAGAGAGUGGCUUGCAGCGCCAUCUGCGACAAAAUGGGCUUAAAAGGCUAUCAGAUGGGGAAGAGCAAAGUGUUUCUCAGAGCAGGUCAAAUGGCUGAAUUAGAUGCUCGAAGAGCAGAAGUUUUAGCUCGCGCCGCGAAAUCUAUUCAGAGGCAAAUCAGGACAUAUCUUGCCCGAAAAGAGUUUAUAAUCCUAAGGAAGUCUUCGAUAAACAUCCAGAAGCUUUGGAGAGCUCGACUUGCAAGAAAUGUUUACGAACACAUGAGAAGAGAAGAUGCUUCUAUCAAAAUACAGAAACACGCGCGCAGUCGUGCAGCAAGAAAAACUUACAACAAGUUACAGGCAGCAGCAAUUGUGAUUCAAACAGGACUGAGAGCAAUGGCAGCGCGGAAUGAGUUCAGACAACGAAGACAAGACAAAGGCGCAACGAUAAUUCAGACACGUUGGCGAAGUUUCCAUGCUUUAUCGACCUAUAAACAGCUGAAGAAAUGUAGCAUUUCAGUUCAAUGCCUGUGGCGAGCGAGGAUCGCGAGGAAGGAGCUUCGAAAACUGAGGAUGGCUGCAAGGGAGACAGGAGCGCUUAAGGAAGCAAAGGAUAAGCUAGAAAAACGAGUCGAGGAGCUAACAUGGAGACUAGACAUUGAAAAGCACCUGCGGAUGGAUAUCGAAGAAGCAAAGGGACAAGAAAUAGCGAAACUGCAAAACUCCUUACAGGAUAUGCAAACACAGCUCCAUGAAGCGCAUGCCACCAUCAUUCAUGAAAGAGAGGCUGCAAAGUUAGCAAUCGAACAAGCCCCGCCAGUCAUUAAAGAAGUACCAGUUUUUGACGACACAAAGGUCGCACAAUUAACCAAUCAAAACAAUGAACUCGAGGAGGCGCUAGUUGAGCUAAAGAAGAAAGUGGAGGACUUUGAGCAGACACAUUCGGAAGUAGAGAAGGAAUGCCGCGCCAGAGUUAAAGAAGCCGAAGAGGCGCAGAUGAGAGCUUUAAGGCUGCAAGAAACCAUUGAAAGAUUAGAAGUGAACUUAUCGAACCUUGAAUCCGAGAAUCAGAUUCUUCGCCAGCAGGCUUUGGCUGAGUCGUCGAAAGAGGACUUCACCGAAGAAAUGGAACUGUUGAAGGAGAAGAUCAGAGGUUUGGAGUCAGAGAAUAAGCUUCUUCGAGCUCAAAAAGUAGUCGUAGAGCGAAUCGUGAACUCUGAUAAAAUGCAGAAACUGGACAACGGAUAUCAGAGCCACGACGAAAUCCAGCAGACAGAGCAACAUUCACCGUCGAAAACACAGCAACAGAUAACUGAAGACUUGGAGGGCUCUCCUCCUCUCCUUUCUAAACAAAGAUCGUUGACGGAUAGGCAGCAGGAAAAUCACGACGCUUUAAUCAAAUGCCUUCUCGAAGACAGUCGAUUCGACGAUAAGAACAGGCCUGUUGCAGCUUGUGUUGUUUUCAAAGCACUCAUUCAUUGGAGAUCAUUCGAAGCCGAUAAAACGGCUAUAUUCGAUAGGAUUAUUCACGCAAUCCAAUCAUCGAUAGAGAAUCAGGACAACAUCAGAUAUCUCGCCUACUGGUUGUCGACAACUUCGACUCUUCUAUUUCUUAUGCAAAGGACUGUGAAGGCCAUGAAUACACCAGCAGUGUCUUCGAAGCGCAGCCGAAGUUCGCCGAUCACAUUGUUCGGUAGAAUGGCACAGGUUCGAUCGUCGUCUAUACUCACCGGACUAUCGAGCGGAUACAGCGGAAUGGAGGGAAGUCCAACAAUUAAAUCGCGGAUCGAAGCUAAGUACCCUGCUCUGCUGUUUAAGCAACAUCUAACUGCUUGUGUCGAGAAAAUCUACGGCAUGAUUCGCGACAGUUUGAAGAAAGAGAUCAGCCCCUUUCUCAGUUUAUGCAUUCAAGCGCCACGAGCUGCGAGGAUCAGACCGGUGAAAGGAUCGUCAAAAAACAUUCACUCGCACAUCAUUUCGAAACAGCAGAGCUCCAGCAUACAUUGGCAAAACAUAGUUCAUAGUUUGGAUCAUACGAUGGCGAUACUGUCUGAAAAUUACGUUCCUUCGAUCAUCACACGGAAAAUUUUCGGCCAAGUCUUCUCAUUCAUAAAUGUGCAGCUCUUCAAUAGCUUACUUCUUCGCCGUGAAUGCUGCUCGUUUAGCAAUGGCGAAUAUGUGAAAGCUGGAUUACAAGAACUUGAAAAUUGGUGUAUGAAAGCAAGAGAUGAGCGCGCCGGAUCGUCAUGGGAUGAACUCCAACACAUUCGACAAGCUGUGGCCUUUUUGGUCUUGCAUCAGAAAACUCACAAAUCGCUCGAAGAGAUUUCGAAUGAACUCUGCCCGGUGUUGGGCAUUGCUCAAAUAUAUCGAAUCGGGACCAUGUUUUGGGACGACAAGUAUGGAACACAAGGAUUAUCAACGGAGAUCAUUGCAAAAAUGAAAGUGCUGACAGUAGAGGAUUCGAUUAGCUCACCGAACAACACGUUCUUGCUCGAUGUCGAUUCGAGCAUACCUUUUUCGAUGGAUGAGAUAUCGAAAUCUUUCCAAGAUAUCAAUAUAUCCGACGUUGAUCCGCCGCAGCUUCUUCGUCAGCGAUCGGAUUUCCAUUUUUUGUUGCAGACAACCACAGAAUGAGUACUUCUGCCGGCCUCCAGUUUUGAUUCUUUUUCUUCUUUUUUUUUUUUGGUGGUGGUUCUCUUUGUUCGUUGCCAUUUUUUUUGGUUAUGAUGUGAGAAUCCAUGAUGAUUUAUUGUCAGUUUUACGAUUGUUUGUAGACAUAAAAAUUUGAUUGAUACUCGUUCGAUUGACUUACUUACAUAAAGGUUAUGCAACGCACAGUUUUUUCAAACAUUAU
Molecule: messenger RNA, 5194 nt
Organism: Andrographis paniculata
Lineage: Eukaryota; Viridiplantae; Streptophyta; Magnoliopsida; Lamiales; Acanthaceae
Product: myosin-12-like
Exons: 34
Coding region: 202-4974 (1590 amino acids)
Biological process (GO): vesicle transport along actin filament; actin filament organization
Cellular component (GO): cytoplasm; myosin complex; vesicle
Molecular function (GO): ATP binding; microfilament motor activity; actin filament binding
Source: RefSeq, a predicted model, not a curated record